ACUUGUUGCUGCUUUUGAGGGCCUGAAGUCAUGCUUUUUCUGGGAGAAAGGUGGAAGGGAUAUGGGAAGGAAUUUAUAAGCCUUCUUUCAGCAGCCCCUAAUCAUCUCUCACUGAGUCUUGACAGGAAUCCAGAGCAGCAUUCCUGAACAUGGCCACAAAAAUGACUCGCUACAAGCGUCUCAAUGGGAAAACCCGACAUUCCCUGGAAUUGCUUCAGCUAACUUCUUUUGUUCCUGAAACACCUGCUUUAGAUAAUAAAGAACACCUUUACCUGCUCUCAGCUCCCUAUGUGUCCCUGGGAGGACUCUCGCCAAAUGAGGAGAUAGCUAAGGUUGCAGGUCCUUUGAAAAAUCGUUCUUUCCGCAAGCAAGCCGGGCUCACCAAUCGCUGGCAAUUUCCAUCCAGCCCAAGUUGUGACCUCCUGGGAAUUUCACAAGCGAAUAAGGCCACCCGGGUUGGUCUCAAUGAGACCUUGAUGAGAAUGAUAUCAGCUGACACUCCCAUGUCUGUGAGUGCAGAACAAGAGGACCGGAAGGAAAAUGGAGACUUUCAGAAUGCGUAUGAUUUGAAGCAUUUGCCAAGCACUCCAAAGCACAAGCAUAGACCCAGGGUUUCAUCCCAGCACAGAACUCCAAAUGAGAGCCUGUUUUCUUACACGCAAAAGAUCACAGAAGGCAUGGAGGCAGAUGUAACCCUGGAGUGCUUGGGUUUCCAAUGGGAACUUCAUCGCAUGUACUUCUUCAAAUCUCAGGUCCUCUCACAGCUUCUUGCUGCGGCUGUUCAGAAAUGUGACUUACAAAUAACAGAAAGCAAGCCCCAAGUCGAGAAAGAAACCAGAUGUUAUAAGCAGCGUCUCUUGAAUAGUCGCAAAAGCAAAGAACUCCUCAAACAGAAGAAAACGAUGCCUAGAGUCACAAUUGCAUUGGAGGUUAAUGAUCCAGACGUCACUCGAUUUGCCUUUGCUGUUGCACUCAAGAAUUUAUACAACUCUGAACUCGAAGUGAAUGAAGAAGAUGUUCUGGGAGUCCUGGCUACUGCAGAGGUAUUACAGUUCCCUAGCCUGUUCCAGAAGUGUGUGCAGGUUAUGAGAAGAAGCAUUUGCCCAGCCAGUGUCUGCAGCUAUUAUUCUGCAGGCUGCAAGUAUCAGCAGCCCACCUUGAUCACCGAAUGUGAGCGAUGGAUAGAGGUGAACCUUGUUGCACAGCUUGGCUCUCAGAUUCACCUGCGGCAGCUGCCCCUGGAACUACUGCAGAAAGUGAUCAGAUCUUCAAGGUUAUUUACUUUCAAUGAAUUUCAUCUCCUGCGAACUGCACUAUGCUGGGUCUUCCUACAACAGAAUCCCAAAAUUCAGAUAAUUCCAUCUUACGAUACCGUCCUCACAUAUUUUAGCAGCUUACCCAAGAUAUGUGCCUUCCUGGAAAGGGAAGUAGGACAGCGAUACAUAGCUAUUUUUCAGUCCCUCCGUUUACACGGCAUCACUUCAAGCAGGCAUCUGGAGGAACUCUGGGAAAUUAACUUCCUUCCUCUGCCGUGGCUGACGAGGAUCUUGUCUGAUCAUUACCAUGCACUAGAGAAUGGUGGUGACAUGGUAUUUCAGAGAGACUUUAACACUCAGGCAGUGAGAUUUGGUCUGGUGCUUACACAGGAGCCAAGGUACCAUUCAGAAAUAAUUUCCAUUUAUGGAUUCUUCUUUGAGAUAAAAGCAGUAAAACAUGAUGCUUCAGCCUACAGUUUUUACAUGCAGAGAGUCAAACAUGCAGAUCCAAUUAUAUCUUUUUUUACUGCCGAACGGAGUCCUGUCAGUUUAAAGGAGACACGUGAAGUUAAGUAUGAAAUCAAAGCACAGUGUCAGAUAGAUGGGAAAUGGGAAGAAUUCACUACGAAGAGACUUACUCAAAGGUUUGGAGUUAAGAAGCCCAGCUGUAAAAGCAUGGUUUUGAAAGCAUGCAUACCAUCGGUUCCAAUCUAUGUGACCUUUUCUCUUCUUUUCCCAACAUCGUAAGAGACAGCAAGCACUCUCUGGGCAGCUCUGCUGAAGGACUCAUUUUGACACCUAGCAUAUGCGUAGGAGUGUUAAUAUCAUACGUCUAAGGGCCUGCACUGGUCAGGCAGGUGAUCACAUUUCGCAUAACAGGAGAAUAAACUGCACCCUUCCCUCA
Messenger RNA from Podarcis raffonei (Aeolian wall lizard), 2160 nucleotides. It is a transcript of the gene BTBD16, whose product is annotated as BTB domain containing 16. The record is from RefSeq and is a predicted model, not a curated record. Gene Ontology annotation, molecular function: protein binding. The transcript has 17 exons. NCBI's taxonomy places the organism in Eukaryota, Metazoa, Chordata, Lepidosauria, Squamata, Lacertidae. The coding region runs from base 150 to 2003 and encodes 617 amino acids.